Molecule: messenger RNA, 1150 nt
Organism: Labrus bergylta (ballan wrasse)
Lineage: Eukaryota; Metazoa; Chordata; Actinopteri; Labriformes; Labridae
Source: RefSeq, a predicted model, not a curated record
UUAUGAACAAUCCAUCACUUGUGGUGCUCAGAUGUCUUCAUCUAGAAUGCAGUGUGAUCAAUCAUGGGACAUAAAGAGAUCUUCAUAAGUGGUCUCGGGGCAAAUUACAAUACAGAGGACUACAACACUUCCGUAUCGUAAAACUCUUUAUCAACUGUUCUUUUCCCCCCUUUUUAUAGGCUUAUGUGUUAACAGCUCAGUUGUUCAGCGUCCUAGAGUUCAUGUGUCACAGCAGUUGUCGGUGAUUUCAAUUGCUCAGUUUAUUUGGGGAAGAAAGGUCUUCAUUUGUGUCUUUUGCUCCGCUUGUUACAGAGUGCAAUAAAAGCGUGCACGCACUGUAAACGCCUCACAGACGAAUCAGAGGAGCCAUCUGCAAACGCUUCGAACUCCACAGCGACAGACGGCCACCAAGUGACAGAAUGGGACCAGUACGAGGACAGUGGUGGUUCAAAAAGGGCAGAGCAGAGAAGAGAUGAGCAGGAAAAGAAGUCCCUUAAUGCCCAGAUCAGGGAGCUGGAAAAGGAGUUAGCCCAGACCAAACUCCAGAUGGUGGAGGCCAAGUGCAAGAUUCAGGACCUGGAGCACCAGAGAGGAAUCCUUUCCAACGACCUCCAGGAAGCGAAGAACAACUGGAUCAGCAAGGCCUUCACCUCCCUGCGGACGUCAAGUGGAGGAGGACUUUCCACUAUGAGCAUACAACAACAACAACAACAACAACAACAACAACAACAACAAAGAGAUGGAUCCACCACGGCAGGCUGGAACCUCAACAGUAGCUCCCUCUCUGGAUGGAGCGCCAAGAAGCUGUCGUGGCCUCACAGAGACACUCAAGAGAAGGUCUGAUGGGUCCGACUGAGACAGUGCAGAUCCCAUGUAACUGGACACAAUAGACGGUUAUGGAUUGUGAAUGUAAUAUAUUGCAGCUGCUAUUUUUUAGUUGUUUUUUUUGCACACUAGAGGGCAAUCUAGAGCAUUCAAAAGAGGAGAGGAGAGGAGAGUACCUGAGAGCACAGACAGGUGCAGGCAGACAUGUCCUCUCAUGUCCGCUCACCACUUUGCAGCUGGUUAAGUUUUUUAAUGCUUGUAACCGACUGUAUGUGCCAUGAAGGUUAUUUGUACAUGAAAAUGUAUUAAAGAAACUAUUACAUCA